AUGGCCGUGAGGGUAACCACGUUAGACCCGGGUGUAUAUAGCACAACUGAAGUGGUUGAAACCGGGAAAUCGUUCGGGGGUUGCCAGAGGUGCAGAGCUGAGUUGGGUGAGGGUGGAAAACCGCUGUGGAGCUUGCAGAUGAAAAGAGUUGAAUCGGGAAACCGCCAUUCCAGCUUCCACGGGGUUAAUGAUGAUCAUGAAGGGGUUGUGACUGCUUUUCCAGGGCCGAAUCGAGAGGGCGAAAUGCCGUUGGCAAUAAACUUGAAACAUUUAGUGACAUGA
Molecule: messenger RNA, 282 nt
Organism: Chondrus crispus (carragheen)
Lineage: Eukaryota; Rhodophyta; Florideophyceae; Gigartinales; Gigartinaceae
Exons: 1
Coding region: 1-282 (93 amino acids)
Source: RefSeq, a predicted model, not a curated record